This is a messenger RNA of Diversispora eburnea, 1092 nucleotides long. Lineage: Eukaryota; Fungi; Glomeromycota; Glomeromycetes; Diversisporales; Diversisporaceae. The record is from the annotation of a GenBank genome assembly.
AUGCCAUAUUACGGUUAUAAAACACCUUAUGUACGUUCCCCUCAACGUUCACCGUGUCCUCCCGUGUGCAGAAAUUAUGCUAACGGAUAUUGCAGGAACGGUCAAAACUGCGAUUUUUCGCAUAUACGGGAUACUAAUAAUCAUAGUAUGCAGAACUAUAAUGGAGAAGGUUCUUCCUCAACAAAUAAGUCGAACCCUUCCCACAGAUCAGAUCCCAACUCUUCAAGAACACAGAGUUCAAACUCCAGUUCGAACAUCAGUUCAAACAUUAAUACAAAUUCUAGUUCAAAUACCAAUAGUUCUGACAUUAAUUCUACCGAUUUGGUUAUUACAACCCCCUCUUUUCUACAUUGCGAUCAUGUAUUUUGUCGUGAUUGCAUAAAGGAAUGGCGUAAAACGGAUAAUCUUUCUAGUCCAUUCCAAACUAUCGAUACCACCAAGACUUGUCCAGUAUGUCGAAAAAAUUCACCGUACAUUGUCCCUUCUCAAAAUUUCGCAAAAUCUGGUUCAAUAAAGGAUCAGAUUAUUUCAUCAUACAGAGAAAGACUUGCUCAAAUUCCUUGUAAAUAUUUCCAAGAUUCUAAAAAAUGUCCAUUCGCAGAUGAAUGUCACUAUAAACAUGCUAAUCCAGAUGGAUCCAGAUGUAUCUUGGGUCCACCUCGUAAGAAAAAACCAAGAUCAGUUCGUCAAAUAGGAAAUUUUCGUUAUUUAGAAGUUUCUGGAGAAAGUAGUGGAUUUGAUAUUUCAACAAUUUCCGAGAUUCUUGGAGGACUUACUAGGAAUCGUAGUUUCCGUCACAUUUUUGCUGGAAAUUGGGGUGACGAAUGGGAUGAUGAAAUGGAUUUCACCCAACCUGUUACAUGGGAUGAUGAUUUUCCUUUCGACGAUCAAUUUAAUGAUAUGACUUCAUUUUCACCAGAAAAUCAAAGUGGUAACUCAGAAAGUGAAGAUAUUCCAGAAGUUAUCAAUGGUGAUAAUUCUGGAUGGAGUACUUGGGAUGAUUGUAGUCCAGAAACUUUUGAUGACAAUAGUACAUCAUUUGCGGACAUAUUUCGUGAUGAAAAUUGGUGGCAAGGACUAAAUUCUUUGUAA